This is a messenger RNA of Fusarium oxysporum Fo47, 1425 nucleotides long. RefSeq lists its product as uncharacterized. The transcript has a single exon. NCBI's taxonomy places the organism in Eukaryota, Fungi, Ascomycota, Sordariomycetes, Hypocreales, Nectriaceae. Gene Ontology annotation, molecular function: 2-oxoglutarate-dependent dioxygenase activity. Bases 134 to 1228 code for a protein of 364 amino acids. The record is from RefSeq and is a predicted model, not a curated record.
CCCAACCAAUGCAUUAGAUGAAUGCAGGACAUAACGUCGAUCUAUUCUCAAAUGGAACUACAAGAAAUAUCAUGACCAGCUCUUCUCAUUACUCGUUAUAUUAAAACCUCUUCUCAUCGAAAAUAGAGAAAUCAUGAGCAAAGUUCUAUCUACCUUCUCACCAUGGAGUCGGCAUAUACCAAAGACGGUUCCUCUAUGCCGUUGUUUCAGUGAGACAAUAUCACCAAGAAAGGGAAUACCGCGACUGGUAGCAGUAGCUGAGGAAUACACCACCACUGAAGCAUUUCGCUCACGAUCAUUUGAACUCGAAAAGCCAGUCGUCUUUGGUAAAGACCAGGGUUCACCGGCUGCCAAUCUGCCUGCGUUGGAGAACUGGUUUAUAGACGAGGAAGACCCAUACUACACAACGCACACAACAACUCCACGGCAGCCUUUGUCGUGGCACUUCCGCCGCUUUCGCAAUCCCAUGGUCACUUAUGAGAUAUACGCUCCAUCUCAGAAGCAGAAGGACAGCCUUGUGAUGUUUCGAGAUUCUCUUGACAGAGAUAUCCACGAUGAUGCCAUUGCGAGGAGUUGGGACAACUGUUUCAAUCAGGAGGCUAUGGUUGACGGUGUCCUCGACGAAACAGUCAACAAUAUAGUCAACAGGGAUUUCUAUCGAUUCACUGCACCUCUCCGUCUUUUCAAUAAGAUAUACCACUUCAAUAAAGUCUUGCUGAGCAUGGGGCUUCCGAGAAUAUCAGUCUACAUUGCUCAGUGCUCCAUAGGGGAUCUCCCCAAGACCCUCCAGGACGACCUUCCCACUCCAGAAAUCAUCAAGUUUGUUGGAAAGGGAGACAUAUACGACUCUAGCAUAUGGCUCGGCCUAGUGCCGACGUAUACACCUCUACACCGAGAUCCAAACCCCAACUUCUUCUGCCAGCUGUCCGGGAACAAGGUCCUCAGGCUCAUGCUACCAAAGUCGGGAGACGCACUCUUCGGCGAAAUACAAGCUAAAAUGGAAAAGACAGACAAUGGUCGGCUACGAACGGAGGAUAUGAUGCAGGGCGAGGAGCGGGAAAUGCUGCAUGAUGCUGUUUGGGGCGACGAUAAAGCACCAGUAGGGCUUUUCGAGGUUGUGCUAGAGCCUGGCGACUCCAUGUUUAUCCCUGCACAUUAUUGGCAUUCUGUUAAGAGCGUGGGAUGGGAUGGAGAAGUGAACUGCUCGGUCAAUUGGUGGUUUCGAUGAAUCAACCACAGAUAUAGCCGUGUCGCAAAUUUCUUGUACAUUUACGAUGUUAUACUAUGUAAUAUCAGCCUUUACGAACAGGUCUACAGAUGACCCAAUUGACAUAUCCGCACGGCCAGAGGUGCAUCUCACUACCACUCCUAACCUCCCAUUUGCUCGUGUCUGCACCACAAGACCGCAACAAAGCCUCAACUUCU